ACUCGUUGGUUCGGGUUCUUUGUUUUAGGGUUUGUUUUCUUUUGAAGGUUGCUUGGUUUCAGGCCGUUAUUCCUUGAUUUUUUUCUCUGGUUUUUUUUCUCUCGUUUUGCAAUGGCCGAGGACGGGAGGGUUCGAAUCGAGAAGUUCAACGGUACUGAUUUUGCAUGGUGGAAAAUGCAAAUAGAGGCGUUGCUUGAUGAGUGCGAUUUGGACAUGGUACUGGAAGAGAAACCGGAUGGAAUGGAUAAGGCUGCUGAAGCAAUUUGGGACUCAAAGGACAAAAAGGCAAGAGAUAAAAUUACACUAGCUUUGACGAGGAGUGUGGCGUUUAAUAUCAUGAAGGAAACAACUGCUCGUGACCAGUUACUGAUCACAUUAAUGAGGUUGUUCGAUGAUGACACUCNGGAUAAGGCUGCUGAAGCAAUUUGGGACUCAAAGGACAAAAAGGCAAGAGGUAAAAUUACACUAGCUUUGACGAGGAGUGUGGCGUUUAAUAUCAUGAAGGAAACAACUGCUCGUGGCUGUGAUUCUUUAUCUUCCUUGUCUGAUAGUUGGUCGGGAUUUGUGACAACGGUUACUGAAACUGUUGGAACAGGAAACUUGAAGUUUGAUAGUGUUUUGGGUGAAGACAUUCGCCGGAGGAACGCUAGUGGAGGAUCUACUUCUGGGUUACUCAGUGUUAGCAGGGGAAGAGGUGAUAACAGAAACAGUGGGUAUUUUCAUGAAAUAGAACAACUUCUCUUAGUGCUUAUCCAUGAAAAAAGGUCCAAAGCAUCCCCUUCAAGGUACAUGGAAGCCACAUCCACCUUAUCAUCCUGUGGAAUCAUAGUAACGGAAAUACUUCUCUACUUUGAGGUCCCAUCCUCUCGAGUCACCGCCUGCAGAAAUUGGGAACUCAGUUUUGGCAUGUGAUAGACUUGAAGCACGUCGAGAUCAUUUAUAUUCCUCAUUGAUAUUAUCUGCCCUAUUGUGUUGUUUCCCAUUUCCACUAUUACGAUUUACGACGAGAUGAAUUCGCUUCCACAACAAUCACCCUUUCUUACAAAACAUCUAAAGCCGCCAAGCGAAAGGCAAUGGUUGCCAAAGGAUGAUUACCAAAGGGAUUUUCCUCAUUAUCUUCUGGAUUUGAGUUAGUAUUGGAUGAGCGUGUGACCACCACGUUGACCAAAAAAGGUUUGGGGCAAUGAAAAUUAGACAUAUGU
Messenger RNA from Cuscuta campestris, 1202 nucleotides. The record is from the annotation of a GenBank genome assembly. NCBI's taxonomy places the organism in Eukaryota, Viridiplantae, Streptophyta, Magnoliopsida, Solanales, Convolvulaceae.